CCCCGCUCGGAGCGCUCAAUGUCGGAACGUUCCGAAGAUGACGUCGGAGCGUUCUCGAAUCCCGUGUCUCUCGGCUGCUGCCGCCGAAGGAACAGGGAAAAAGCAACAAGAAGGAAGAGCAAUGGCGACACUGGAUCGCAAAGUGCCCAGUCCGGAGGCGUUUCUGGGCAAACCCUGGUCCUCCUGGAUCGACGCCGCCAAAUUACACUGCUCCGACAAUGUAGAUUUAGAAGAGGCUGGAAAAGAGGGUGGAAAAAGCAGGGAGGUUAUGAGGCUUAAUAAAGAAGAUUUAAACUGUGCAGAAACAACCCAGUAUCACAUUCAAGAGGAUGGAUCAGGAGCCACUUCUGCACCAGAUAUGCACUUAUUUGGCCAUUACCCAGCACAUGACGACUUCUAUCUCGUAGUGUGCAGUGCCUGUAAUCAGGUCGUCAAGCCACAGGUUUUCCAGUCACACUGCGAGAGAAGACACGGUUCCAUGUGCAGACCUUCUCCCUCGCCAGCGUCUCCAGCCUCCCACCCCAGGACAUUGCUAGCACAGGUGAAGCCGAAAGCCUGUGGGAGCGGCCAUAGCUCUGCCAGCAGCACCUCAAAGCCAUUCAAAACGCCCAAAGACAAUCUCCUUACCUCCAGCAGCAAGCAGCACACAGUCUUUCCCGCUAAGGGAUCGCGGGAUAAACCAUGCAUUCCGGUUCCUGUAGUCAGUUUAGAGAAAAUCCCUAACCUAGUGAAGGCAGACGGUACCAAUGUCAAAAUGAACUCUACAACCACUACUACAGUCACCUCUUCCUCUUCCACCUCCUCCUCCUCCACCACCGCCGCCGGCUCCACCCCACCUUUAAUUAAGCCCUUCCUGAUGUCCAAGUCAGUGCCGCCUUCACCAGAGAAGAUCCUAAAUGGCAAAGGAAUUCUGUCGGCCACCAUAGACAAGAAGCACCAAAAUGGCACCAAAAACAGCAACAAGCCUUACCGGAGACUUUCAGAGAGAGAAUUUGACCCAAAUAAACACUGUGGAGUAUUGGAUCCCGAGACAAAGAAACCUUGCACAAGAUCCCUCACCUGCAAGACACACUCACUAAGCCAUCGGAGGGCAGUCCCAGGCCGGAGAAAGCAAUUCGACCUCCUCCUGGCGGAACACAAAGCCAAGUCCAGAGAGAAAGAAGUCAAAGAGCAUCUCCUGACUUCCACAAGGGAAAUACUUCCAAGCCAACCCGGGCCGGUGCAGGACUCACUGCCAGGAUCUUCAGGGAGCUCUGGGCCAGAACCGAAAGUCACAUCCCCUGCAAAAUCCAGGCCACCUAACUCUGUAGUACCCAGACCAUCAUCUGCAAACAGCAUAAGCAGCAGCACGUCCUCAAAUCACAGCGCCUACACUCCGGAGACCCCUCUUCCCCCAGUUGGAGCUGACCUUGCCAGCCGGCUGUCCAGUGAUGAAGGGGAGAUGGACGGAGCUGACGAAUCUGAGAAGUUAGAUUGUCAGUUCUCCACGCACCACCCCAGACCUCUCGCGUUUUGCUCAUUUGGGAGCCGCCUCAUGGGACGAGGGUACUAUGUGUUUGAUAGAAGAUGGGAUCGUUUUCGGUUCGCAAUAAACUCCAUGGUAGAAAAACACUUGAAUUCACAGAUGUGGAAGCACAGAAGCCCGAGCCACCGGGCGUCAGGUCCCUCCCCCCUGUUCAGGACUUGCCUAACCAAUCUGCUGUCACUGAGCAACAUUGGGGCUGCCUGGGUGUCAACUCUGGAGAGCGUAGCACCCCGCUGCCCUCUCAGCCUCGCUGCCCAAACCCCAGGCCCCGACGGGCCCGAACCUGGAGGGAUGGCAGCCGAUGGGGGCGUGGAAGACAUUAGGAAGAAAAAGAACGGCCAAGACUCUUUUUUCUUUAACAAGCAUUUAACUCUGCACCAGGAGACGCCAGCACAGUAUUCUCUUUCAGCCAGGAAGAUCCCUCCUGCGGCAGAUAGCCCCAUGCCCUCGCCAGCAGCCCACAUCUCCACCCCCGUGCCAGCAUCUGUUUUGCAGCCUUUCAGCAACCCCAGCGCUGUAUAUCUUCCUUCAGCUCCCAUCAGCUCGAGACUCACCUCUUCUUACAUAAUGACAUCCGCCAUGCUCUCAGACGCAGCUUUUGUGGCAUCAUCGGACCCACGUGUCCUCAUGUCCCACACCACAGCUUUCCCCCAUGUGGCCGCAACCCUCAGCAUCAUGGACUCAACCUUCAAGGCCCCAUCCGCCGUCUCCCCGAUACCAGCCGUCAUCCCUUCCCCAUGCCACAAGCCAUCCAAAACCAAAACCAGCAAAUCCUCAAAAGUCAAAGACCUGUCUGCCCGUAGCGAUGAGUCUCCAAGUAACAAAAAGAGGAAGCCGCAGCCUUCGACUUCCUCCUCCUCCUCCUCCUCCUCCUCCUCCUCCUCCCUGUCCUUGCAGGCCUCCCUCACAUCUCCACCGCCAGGGCCCCACAGAAAGAACUGUGUUUUGAAUGCCAGUUCUGCCCUGAACUCCUACCCGGCGGCCCCUGCCUAUGCCAGUCUGUCUGUGCACAGCUCCAACAAUGGGGUGAGCCCACUCAGUGCCAAGCUGGACCCCUCAGGACGGACCUCGACGCCCGGCGGCCCCGCAGACAUAGCAAGACAGGUGGGCACGGUGGGCGGCAGCAGUGACUCCUGUCCCCUCUCUGUGCCCUCCCUCGCGCUCCACGCGGGGGACCUCUCUCUGGCCUCACACAAUGCCGUGUCUUCUCUGCCCCUCUCUUUUGACAAAUCAGAAGGAAAAAAGCGUAAGAACUCGAGUGCUAGUAACAAAGCCUGUAAAAUCACUAAAAUGCCUGGUAUGAAUAGCGUUCACAAAAAGAACCCGCCCAGCCUUCUUGCACCAGUGCCCGAGCCUGUGAACAGCACCUCCUCUCGGCAGGUUGGGAAAAAUAGCAGCCUAGCUUUGUCACAAUCCAGUCCUGCAAGCAUCCCCAGCCCAGGACACAGCCGACAGAAGAACACAAACAGAAUGGGCAGGAUAAGGACUCUUCCAUAACAAGACUAUGAAGCCACUUCCAAACCAGUCCCUGGUCGUGACCUGUGCCAGGUGGCGCGGCAUCAGGAGGAGGGAGGGGAGUGGGCAUGGGGGAGUCUGUUUCCUGAACCCUGCCUGUGCUCUGGACUUUCUUCUUCUUCCUUUUAUUUUUUCUUAAUUGACCAAUUUUUAGUUUUGAAGAAAAAAAAAAAAGGCAAAAGAAUAUGAACUUGAGAUUUACAGAAAACAAUACCAGUGUUUUCUUUGAUUUUUCAUUUGCCAUGUUUAUACAUUCUUCCCAAGGUGGGGUCCCCUGCCCCAGCUCCUGAUGCUACUACUGCACCGUCCUCUUGCUCGGGCCCGAGGGCAGAGGUCACAGAAUGUCAGUUCCAGGUUGGCGCUGUCUGAAGCUCUUGGACUUCAGCGCGUCCAGAGCUCUUUUCCUUCCUCCUCUUCUCCUGCCCGUUCACUUCCAUUCCCCGCCUGCUGCUCAGUGGCUCCCCACCAGCUAUCAGGUUGCUAGCUGUCCCCAUACCCCUUGGGACAGCCUCCUGGGGAGGAGAGAGUGGAGGACAGCCGGGUACCCUCAACAGGCUUCCACAGUCCCCCUCAGCUGGAGCCAAAUGCUAGGGGCCAAAUCGAAAUAGGGCCAUUUAAUGAUGGGAUCUGCCCAACACCACUACCAACCGGCUGUGCCACUCAGCAAAGAUCCACCAGGUCAGAAGCAGAGGCAGAGGGGCCCGGGAGGGUGGCAGGAAGCAGAGCAUGGGGGAUAAGAUCCCUUAAAAGAUGGUAGGAACCAGGUGACUGGUGGCCUGCACUUGUUAGGAAUCCAGUCCAUUCCAAGGCACGGUGAGUGUGCAGAUUCCCAAAGCGGGCUGGGCCCGAGGGAGGACUCCCAAGGGAAAGGCAUUCGGUGAUCAGAGCUACCCUUGGGCCCAGCCUCCUGGGAGUACUGGAGGUGAACCCCUGGUGAGAGUAAAUAGGACCAUUGCCUGCCUGGCAGAGGUGAGCUGGUGCUCCGUGUUCAGAUGCCCGACUCAGAGUUGCCCAGGCCGCCCGGUGAAGAGGAGCCAUGUGGAAGAGCUGAACGACAGCCUCCCCACAAAGCGCUGUAAAGGGCUUCACACUAGAGCUUGGCGAGAAACAGCAGCAGCAGAAGCUGUGGUAGGGAAUCCCAGUCAGGAGCAGAGGUCACAGCGUGCAACAGGUGAUAGAGCAGGUAGCAGAGGCACCACGGGGGUCUGCAUCACCCUGCACCCAGAAAUGAAUGUGCCACCCUCCUCCCCACCCUGACUUUUCCUUUACUUUCCGUCCGCCCCACCCCAAAGAUCAGACUACUGUUAAGUUUCACGCGCUUGGAAUCCACAAAGACGGGAGGCAAACGGAGCGAUUUGAAUCAAUGGAAUUGCACUGACAGUGUUUCUUGUAGGAUUACUAAACUUUUUAAUAUAAAAUGAAGAUUUUUUUAAAAAUCAGGAGUUGAUAUUAAGUACCAGGUCAUUAGUUUGGAUGAUUUCAUUUUCAUUUCUACAGUGUUAAAAGUGCACUUAUAUGCUGGUUUAUUUACGUCUUGGGGAAAAAAGAGACUGCAAAUUAAAGGGACGAUUGUUACUUUUGAUUUUUGUUUUUUAAAAGGUUAAGGCAGAUUUUAAGACUUACAAAUAUUUAAGAAAUUAUAAACAAGGUUAGACCCUUUGAAAAAAGUUCAGAAGAUAUUCUUAAAGAAAAUUUUUAUAGUGUUAAUUUUGUAAUAAUUUAUGUUUUACUAUAUUACAGAGCUAACUGACCAGAAUAGUUUCAGAAACAAUAUGAAACUUAGGAAAGUUUAAGCAAUGUUUAUAUUUUUUAAAUGUUCUUUGAAUUAUGUUUUUAUUGUACAUUUCUUCAGACUGAAAAAUGUGUACAUAUCUUUGUUAUUUUUGCACAAUUUUUGUCUUGUUCGGUUUUAGAAGUCUAUUGUUUUUUAUAAUUUAUUUUGAGUUGUAAAACUUGCAGGAGUAAAAAAAAAAUCUCAGCAACAAAAUAACCCUCUGAUUUAUAACUCAUACUCAGAGAGGGAAAACAAAGGUUGAGAGAUUGAGUGGCUGCUUCUGAGAAAUCACGUCUCGACAGGGACUGAAGAACAACUCGACAGGUUUAAACAUUGUCGCUUUCUACGCCUCAAAUCGGAAGCUGGAAUAAAAGAGGCUCCCCACCAAAUGCUGCUUACUUUCUCAAAAGACUGGCUCUGACCAAGGUGAGGACAUUUCUGGGAAACUGAGAAAAAAGGGAAAACCCACGGUAUUUCUUCCUUCACAAUCAACCACAGGUUUACUUUAUAAUGAUGUAUUAAAGAAAAAACUUGCAGCUUGAAAAAAUGGAAUGCAAAUAAAAGGUUUCCUUUGGGUUUGUUUUCAUGAAGUUCAACUGGACCAGCCUAUAAUGCAUUAUUAGAGUGAUCUCCUUUGGGUCCUUCUGUUCCGCACCCGACUGGGCCUUCUCUCCCAGCCCCUCGACUGCACACACCCCUAUUUGCCUGAAGAUCUCCUGACUUGUCGCCAGCCAUAGAGCCUCGAAAGCUCUGGUUGUUAAGCAUAACGCAAUGCAUAGACCUGUCAGCCAUAAAAUUUAAAAAAAAAAAAAAGCGACUUGGAUUACUUGUAUGCCUUCUUUUGUAUCAAUGUACUAAUUGUAAAUAGCGCUGAUCAACCUUUGUAGAGAAUAGUUUAUACAGCAUAUUCUAUUAUUGCUGAUUCUCAGUGAACUCUUGUUUUAAAAAAGGAAAAAAAGAAAUUUUCUAUUUACACCUUCUAUUUUGUUAUGCUGUCGGCCCAUGGCACUUUAACAAAACUCUGUGGGUUUUAUGUAGCUGGUCCGUCAUGGGGUUUACUGAGUAACUAUUGUUGCACAGAAAAGAAUUUGCACCUGCUCAUUUGUCCUUUCCUACUACCGGUUUUAGACUCUUUUCCAGAAGAAUUUUGAAGAAAGCAUGUCCAAUCAUUCUAAACAAAUGCCACACUUGUGAGUGGGUUUCUUUUCUACGAUCCAUAUUUUGUAACACUAAGUAUUUUCUCCCUUGGUCUCGUACCUUUAUGUCUUAGCACUAUCAGAUAGAAUCCAUUCCAUGCCUGUGAUAUUGUAAGCAGAAUAAAUGUCUGAAGUAGGUGUAAAUAGUAAAUUCUAUGGCUUACAGUUUUAAAAGGAAAGAACAAACAUGUAUCUAUUGAUACUGAGUGGUUCACCACCAGGCCUGGAAAUAUUCUCCAGUGAGCGAUUGUAUUUUUUUUUUUUUUGCUUUUUUUUUUUUUGUAAC
Molecule: messenger RNA, 6296 nt
Organism: Heterocephalus glaber (naked mole-rat)
Lineage: Eukaryota; Metazoa; Chordata; Mammalia; Rodentia; Bathyergidae
Gene: Atxn7l1
Product: ataxin 7 like 1
Source: RefSeq, a predicted model, not a curated record